AUGAUCGAACAGGGUCCUGGUAAUUUCCACUUGUCCAUUGACGAGUCUGUAUUUUCGGCUCUUUUGGAAUGUGCUUAUUCUGACCCAAAGCAUCAGGUUAUUGGUUAUCUUGGAGGAAAAUGUAGCAUUGGCAAAUCUGAUAUGAUCAUAUGUCAUGUUAGUCAAUUUGUAGCUUUGGAAAGGUGUAUUCCUUCUCUACUGACUGACACAGUGAAAGAGAUUAAUCUGGCUUAUGAAGAAACAAUCAAAAAAUUUAAGGAUAUGGGACUAAUAUUAGUAGGCUGGUAUCGAAGUGCUGGUAUUAUCAUUUCAAUAUCUACAACAGGAUUUCCCUCACUAGGUCCAAAAGGACAAAUAUCAGAUGGAAUAACUAACACAUUUUGUAUUUUUAGAACAUCUGAAAAUACCAUUCUAAAUGACUUUGAUGCUAUUAACACACCAUCACAAGGUACCAAAUCUAAAAAUGGUAAAAUAUCGAAAGGAAAAGGCAAGGAGUUGCCUAAGGUCAACAGGACAAUUCUUCAUGAAUCAAAACAGGUAUAUAAUGAACAAAUAUUGGAUUGCGAGAAUAGAAUUGGUCAAAAGGUAUUCGUUGACUCACAAUAUGAAUCGUUUCUUUUGAAUUUUUUGAGAAAAUCAGUAGUUCAGUUUGAUAGGUCAGUGGAUCAAGAUUUUAGAUCAUUAUCAAUUGCAAAGCAUCAUGCUAAGAUGUUAAUAAGUAAACAUUUGAAUGAAACAUUGGGAAUAUUACAACAAAAUAAGAUUAAAGAUGAAAAUCAAUUAAAUUUAUGGCGAAGGAAGCUUGAAAAAUUGAUAGAAAAUAUGGCAAUGCAAAGAUUAUCUAAAAAAGAAAAGGAAAUGAAAAAAAAUAAUCCAUCAGAGUUUGAUUUAAAUAAAUGGCCUAACUUGACAUCGUCACUAGAGAAUGCAAAUGGUUCUGAUACACUGUUAGGAUAUAAAUUAUCAGAAAAUUUUAAAGAAUUUACUAUAAAAAAAAAUGAACUUGAUUUAAUGAAUGAAAAAUCUGACAUUUCUUCUACAAAUAACAAGUCUAGCACAUUGGGUUUUAAUUUAGAAACCAAAAAUUCCUCUACAAAUAAUUUAACAUCUACUACUACACCUAUUCUACCAUAG
Messenger RNA from Entrophospora sp. SA101, 1134 nucleotides. Lineage: Eukaryota; Fungi; Glomeromycota; Glomeromycetes; Entrophosporales; Entrophosporaceae. The record is from the annotation of a GenBank genome assembly.